AUGAACAGCCCCCAGAAUCAAUUGAGUAUCUACAUGCGUAACUGCUUGCAUCACAAUCGUGAGCGGCCGAGUGAGAUAGAAUUGAGGAUUGUGAGCACAGAUAUUUCUAGUACGGGCGAGAAUCGGACAAGGGUGAUCCUCUCCACUUGCGAGUGUCCUAUCUCCCGCGACUCUAAGACCAUCGUUAGCGCCGAUAUCCCGAGACGAAAGUGCUCACGCCAGCCGUUAGCGGCGGCAAGCCGCAGUCCCUGCAUACCUUCUCGCAAACGAGUGUCCUUUAGCGACGUCGUCGUCGAGGCCACCUCAGCCGCCGUCGUCGAUCGCAGGACGAUCAUGCAACAUGAUCCGUCGCGUUCACAUUGUGACAACGACGAACGGGAAACUUUCUACGACAUAUGGCAGGCGGACGAUUCUGUGACCGGCAGAAGCGACGACGGAUACGAAAAUACGCCGAGGAUCAAUAAUUACUCGGAAAACCGCGUAUCAGGCUGCAACUUUAACAAAGGCCGGGAUUUGCCGGAAAAUAUCGACGAGACCGUCGUGUCGAGCGAUGAACGUGCGCGAGACGUACAAUCUGGCGACGGUGAGAGCGAGGUUCGUCCGGAGGAUCACAUUGCCGAAAAUGCGGCUAGAAAAAUCGAGUACGAACACGGUACCGUGUCGCACGAGGAUGUAUCUAAUUCCAUCAGCUAUAAAGAUGUAACCUCAGUCGACCGUGAAGAGUGUCGUAUGCGAGGAGGUUGCGGUGGAUGUUGCGGUACACUACGUGAGAAUGUCUCUCUCAGGAGGAGUUCGCAGGAUCACGGUUGCUGCUACUGCUAUCGCUACUGCUGCGGUGGAGGACUCAUCGCGGGGCUGUAUGAAUCAUGUGCGCCGGAGUCUACUAGAUGUGCAGGUAGUGUCAAGGCAGCUUGCACCACCGAGCCGGCGGCGCGUUGCUGCUGUCGUUGCGUCCAAGGCUGUCUCCGAACGGUCUGCAAGAAGGCGGCCAUCAGGUGCGGCGAAGUGGUGCCUGGGUGCACGACAGGUGCCCGAAGUUGCGGCGGUGGUGGGUGUUGCGGCGGCGGGUGUCGCGGCGGUUGUGAGAAACCUGGUCAGAUCUGCACGCCGUCCUCGCGAGUCCGCAGCUCGCCAACUCGCAGCCGACCUCGAUCCUCGCGAGGGAAGUCGCCUUGCACGCAACCUCGCUGUCCCGCACGGUCGCCCUAUCCUCCAGCGGAUUGCGCGACAACGAGCGGAUGUUCGUCCGGCUACGGAAGUUGCCACUGCUGCGGUAGCGGAGGAUACGAGUGCGAAAAUUCGAGAUGCCGGUCUAUCCUCGGUAGCGGAUGCUGUAUGAACAAUCGAACAAAAUGCGGUGCCGAUGGAGCCUGCUGUCGACUGAAAGUGCCGGUGAAUUGUGACUGCUUCGGUGGCGGUCUUGACUGUCGACGAUGCGGAAGGAAGGUCUACCAGGCUGAGAUGCAAAUCACCUCCGGAGCACGGUAUCAUAACAUUUGCUUCAGCUGCUUUUGUUGCCGAAAGCCGCUAGAACCGUUGACUUACCAGGAGAACUGCGGCGAGAUAUAUUGCAAACAAUGUUACGUGCGCAAUUUUGGGCCGCAAGGAUAUGGUUACGGUGCGGGGGCCGGCGUGCUGCAGACUCCCUUGUGAACUCGUUGACUGCCUGACAUACUUAUGAAAA
Harpegnathos saltator (Jerdon's jumping ant) is the source of this 1684-nucleotide messenger RNA. RefSeq lists its product as uncharacterized. The transcript has 6 exons. The coding region runs from base 1 to 1653 and encodes 550 amino acids. The record is from RefSeq and is a predicted model, not a curated record. Lineage: Eukaryota; Metazoa; Arthropoda; Insecta; Hymenoptera; Formicidae.